Messenger RNA from Sapajus apella (tufted capuchin), 2312 nucleotides. Its product is annotated as olfactory receptor 2AG1. Gene Ontology annotation, cellular component: membrane. Gene Ontology annotation, molecular function: G protein-coupled receptor activity; olfactory receptor activity. NCBI's taxonomy places the organism in Eukaryota, Metazoa, Chordata, Mammalia, Primates, Cebidae. The coding region runs from base 99 to 1049 and encodes 316 amino acids. The transcript has 2 exons. The record is from RefSeq and is a predicted model, not a curated record. Gene Ontology annotation, biological process: G protein-coupled receptor signaling pathway.
CAGCCCAAGUGUGGCAUUUAGAGGGAUGGGACUCUCCGCCGCGGAGCCCCCUGGGAAAGAGAGCGUCUGAGGAGAAAGGUAAUGAAAGAAGCCACAGCAUGGAGCUCUGGAACUCCACCUUGGGAAGUGCCUUCAGCUUGGUGGGAAUUUUGAAUGACAGUGGAUCUCCUGAAGUGGUCUGUGCUACAAUUACUGUCCUGUACAUGUUGGCCUUGACCAGCAAUGGCCUGCUGCUCCUGGUCAUCACCGUAGAAGUGCAGCUCCACGUGCCCAUGUACCUACUGCUUGGGCAGCUCUCUCUCAUGGACCUCCUGUUCACAUCUGUUGUCACUCCCAAGGCCCUUGCAGACUUUCUGCGCAGAGAAAACACCAUCUCCUUUGGAGGCUGUGCCCUUCAGAUGUUCCUGGCACUGACAAUGGGUGGUGCUGAAGACCUCCUACUGGCCUUUAUGGCCUAUGACAGGUAUGUGGCCAUUUGCCAUCCUCUGAAAUACAUGACCCUCAUGAGCCCAAGAGUCUGCUGGCUCAUGGUGGCCACAUCCUGGAUCCUGGCAUCCCUAAGUGCCCUAGUAUAUACCGUGUAUACCAUGCACUAUCCCUUCUGCAGGGCCCAGAAGAUCAGGCAUCUGCUCUGUGAGAUCCCACCCUUGCUGAAGUUGGCCUGUGCUGAUACCUCCAGAUAUGAGCUCAUGGUAUAUGUGAUGGGUAUGACUUUCCUGAUUCCCUCUCUUGCUGCUAUACUGGCCUCCUACACACUAAUCUUAUUCACUGCGCUCCGUAUGCCAUCAAAUGAGGGGAGAAAGAAAGCCCUUGUCACCUGCUCUUCCCACCUGACUGUGGUUGGAAUGUUCUAUGGAGCUGCCACAUUCAUGUAUGUCUUGCCCAGUUCCUUCCACAGUCCCAAACAAGACAACAUCAUAUCUGUUUUCUACACAAUUGUCACUCCAGCCUUGAAUCCCCUCAUCUACAGCCUGAGAAAUAAGGAAGUCAUGGGGGCCUUGAGGAGGGUCCUGGGAAAAUACGUGCUGCUGGCACAAUCCACGCUCUAGGGAGAUCUCCUGGCUACCUCCCAAAAUUCUUUCUCCUCAAAGUCAGAAAAUUCAUGUUAUGAAUCAAAUACUAAUGGUAAAUUAAUACAGUUCAGAGUGUAGCAUUUAAUAGAAAAGUGAAGGAAUGUAACUGGAUUUGUCAAAUGCUCUUUCAAUCUUCUCUCCAUGAAGUAAUUUAUAGGGCAUGAUUUAUAUUAUCUAAAAUUACUCUUCACUCGAUAUAAAAUUACUCUUUAUUUUUCCAGGAAGGUACUUAGUUAAAUGGGUCCCACCUUGGGACAUGACCUCUAACCUUGGAAGUUUAUAUUGGAUCAGAGAAAGGAAAAGAACCAGAGAAAGGAAAGUUUCAAGUGGGUGGCCUAAGCAAAACCCAAACAUCAAAGGGGGAGAUGUCUUGAGAUUUGCACAAAUUUAGAGCAACUGAUCUUAUUAAAAGAUUAUAUAGACUUCUUGUCAAAUGUCCCAACUGGUAAUAGUUUGCUUGUAUUUGCAUUGUACUAACUCUUUUUUUCUUUUUCUAAACAUCAGCCACAUGAAACACCCCAACAGGUGUCUUUGCUUGUUUGUUUUUGUUUAUUGGUUUUUGACAUGGAGAUAUUUUAUAGUUCCUAAAAUUCAAUUAUUAAUGAAAUGGAGAAAACAGAGGCGAAGGCGGUCUAUAAGCAAAGUUUAUGAUAAAUAACUCUGCUUAUUUUUUGCUAAAAAAAAAACAAGCAAAAUAGUGAUUUUUCCAUUAUCCAAGGUUAUCUUGAAACAUUCCAACAAUUGCAGCGGUCACAUGUGUGGUGGGUGUGGAUAUAUGAGUCAGUGUGUCUGUGUCUGUGUGUUUGUGCUCAAGAAGGAGAGGACAACAUACUGCAUUUUCUCACCAGCUUAAUUAUGCUGCACUACUAUUAGUUUGUAAGUCUAAGAAUACUGAAAACAAAAGGCGUCAACAAAAGCUGUGAGUUGCAUUUUGAACCUUAAAAACAAUUUAAAAUAAUAUGGCUAAUUAAAUUACACUCUUUUGGAGGAUAUUGCUGUCUGUAGAUAGCUAACACUUUUUAAGUCAAUUCUGUAGUAACUUAAAACAAUAACUGACACUAGGUUCAGAAAGUAUAGUGGUAUAUCAUGUUUGGAAGGCAGGCCGAGUAGAGAUAGUUUCUACACAUAUUUAUAUGAAUUUCCUUCCAUUUUAAUACAGGCAUGCAAUUUACUGAUUUGAUAUGUGUGUGUAAAACAGAUUUUUAAAACCUACUAGCAUAUGGUUAUUUUUCCCUAUAG